Messenger RNA from Puccinia graminis f. sp. tritici CRL 75-36-700-3, 879 nucleotides. RefSeq lists its product as uncharacterized. The transcript is spliced from 2 exons. Bases 1 to 879 code for a protein of 292 amino acids. NCBI's taxonomy places the organism in Eukaryota, Fungi, Basidiomycota, Pucciniomycetes, Pucciniales, Pucciniaceae. The record is from RefSeq and is a predicted model, not a curated record.
AUGUUCGGAUUUCUGGCAUCAUUCCUGAUAUACUCUGCGCUCAAGUAUGCAUCGGCUUCCCCCACCAACGCUGUCACAAUCACAUCACAUCCCAUCUCCUUUGCGAACGCUCCGACACUGGCCCCACCCAUUCAAUUUAUACUCGAGCCUAACGGGCACUUACGACCGCGACCGCGCAAAGUCCUUGGAUUAAGAUCUCGCGAGUUGGAGAACCCUAUUCCUGACAAGAUCGAACGCAAUCAUUAUAUGACUCGAAUACCAAGCGAGGAGCAAUUAAGCAUAAUCAAGAAGGUCAUCCGGGACCACAUGGCGGGGUCGCCUUAUAUGCUUGGUGCAGACGGCAAAUUUUCUGCAACCGAGAAACCGCAAGGUACUUUGAAGUACUAUUUUGGGAAAGUUGAGGUCUUCGAUGAGGAAGGGUACUCGAUAUACGAAACAUCUUGCUGCUAUGGGUUCCCCCGUUCGAAUUGUGCUUGCUUCUCAUGCACAAAUUGCGCCGAAUAUUCGACCACUUCUGCAGCCUGCAUCUUAUGUUGUCCUCUACUGGUCUCAACUGGACUGUGUUCAUUUGGUCUCGAGUUGAGCUUUUUUGGUGACAACAGACUAAGUGGGGCUUGUAUCCACACGAGGAAUUCUGCUUACGGAAGACUAAGUGCAGUUGCCAAUGCUGGUUAUAACGCCUGGCAAACGAUCCGAGCCCGACGAAACCCAACAGUAGCGCCUGUUUCCUCCGAGAUUCAGCUGCCUUGGAAUUGUCAUUACAAAGGUCCGGGGUCCUUGCGUAGACAGCUUCAUUCAAAUUGUAAUCAUCGUGCCGUCGGACGGUUUCAUUCAACCAAAAAGUUCGACCGAAGGUUGGUGAUGAACGUCUCACUUUGA